Pseudoliparis swirei is the source of this 1599-nucleotide messenger RNA. RefSeq names its product chromosome 3 C11orf54 homolog (gene bkgd). NCBI's taxonomy places the organism in Eukaryota, Metazoa, Chordata, Actinopteri, Perciformes, Liparidae. The transcript has 8 exons. Gene Ontology annotation, cellular component: nucleus. Gene Ontology annotation, molecular function: hydrolase activity, acting on ester bonds; zinc ion binding. The coding region runs from base 70 to 1002 and encodes 310 amino acids. The record is from RefSeq and is a predicted model, not a curated record.
CUCGCUUUAGCAGUCGACUCUUCCUCCUGCACCGCGGACAGCCUUUGGGUACUUUUAUCUUCAACAGUUAUGGCAGAUAUUAGCAAAACUGAAAAGGUUCAGCUGCACGUGCCAGAUUUAGAGGAACUGCGUGGCGUACUGCAAGCAGGACUGGAGGACAACUUUGCCGAAGUUCAGGUGAGUGUUGUGGAGUGUCCUGAUCUCACCAAGGAGCCCUUCCAGUUUCCUGUCAAAGGCCUGUGUGGAAAGCCGCGCAUCACUGAUGUUGGUGGGGUGCCGUACCUGGUCCCCGUGGUUCAAAAGCACAAGGAAUACAACAUGAACACCAUAUCGAAGGAGCUGGAGCUGCCAGGAGCCUUCGUCCUCGGUGCAGCAGCUGUUCCCAGCAGGAUUGUUGGAAUGAAUGCAGAGCUGAUUCCCCUGGUUCUGACCGAAGCGGAGGGAAGGCCCGCAGUGAACGGCAGCUACUUCUCCUCCAUCAACCCGGCUGACGGACAGUGUCUGCAGGAAAAAUACAGCAACAAAUACUCUGACUGCAACUUUGGGCUGCUGGGCAAUCUGUACGCCUGUGAGGGAAAGUCUGGAAAGGUCAUUGAGGUGCGGGUCAAGAGGAGGACAGGAGGCCACAGUCUUGUGACGGCCCUGAGGAAGACUCUAGAAGGUCGCUACCCUGAUAAAAGCUUGGCUCUGGGGGGCACCUUCAUCAUCCAGAAGGGGAAAGCCAAAAUUCACAUCAUGCCGAGAGAGUUCUCGGCCUGUCCACUUGACAGCGACGACGACGUCAACGACUGGCUGCAGCACUUUGAAGUCAGCGCCCCACUCGUCUGCCUGUCGGUGCUGGUGUCCAGAGACCCUGGUUUGGACCUGCGCGUGGAGCAUACCCACUGCUUCAGCCACCACGGAGAAGGUGGCCACUACUACACAGACACCACGCCGGACAGCGUGGAGUACCUGGGAUACUUCCUGCCGGCAGAGUUUGUCUACCGCAUCGACAGACCCUGAAACACGCACACAGUCGGGCGAGACUGAAACACAAAUUAAUUGAAAUAAGUAACGUCUGCGUCUGCUCCUAAAUCACUUUUAUGGAACUUCGUAUGCAUUUCUUGUAAACAAAAUCGGCACAUUUGAUUUAACAAAAAGCAUGUUCAUCCAGAUAGUCAUGGCUGUUUGCUCAAUGAAUGCAGUCGAGUAGUAGCCUACAUGUGGGACCUUGAACUGCAUUGUUGGCUGCCCACUCAAACAGACGGUGGCGGAGAGGAACUUACAAUCUUUUUUUUAUUUUUUUAAACAUACAGGAGUUUUAGGAAGCGCUUGCUCGAUAACUGCUUCAUAUCUUCUCUUUUUAGGCUUCAUGGCGGAUAGCAUCCAACAAAAGCUGCAUUACCGCUACCUACUGUAUUGGGGUGUGAACCAGAGUUAUCUCAGUUAAAAUAUAUAUACAGGACUGUCUCAGAAAAUUAGAAUAUUGUGAUAAAGUUCUUUAUUUUCUGUAAUGCAAUUAAAAAAACAAAAAUGUCAUGCAUUCUGGAUUCAUUACAAAUCAACUGAAAUAUUGCAAGCCUUUUAUUCUUUUAAUAUUUAAUAUUUUUUAAUUGCAUU